Molecule: messenger RNA, 1486 nt
Organism: Centruroides sculpturatus (bark scorpion)
Lineage: Eukaryota; Metazoa; Arthropoda; Arachnida; Scorpiones; Buthidae
Product: enoyl-[acyl-carrier-protein] reductase, mitochondrial-like
Exons: 5
Coding region: 144-1238 (364 amino acids)
Biological process (GO): fatty acid metabolic process
Cellular component (GO): mitochondrion
Molecular function (GO): trans-2-enoyl-CoA reductase (NADPH) activity
Source: RefSeq, a predicted model, not a curated record
UUAACGGAAAACAAGUAGGACUGACUUAUCUCCAUUUUCUUGGCUCCGUCAACACCCGCAUUCGACGAGAGUAUCCGCUCCGCUUAGUUUCGUAUUCGACGAAGCAAUCGCCAUUAAAAUUCGCCGUGUCGCUUUCGGUAAACAUGGUCAACGUGACUUUUCUGGAGGUAACGUUGAGAUCGCUACGUUGGCAUUCUCCUCUUCGAUUCUGUAGGAGGAUGAAGUCGGCGUUAGUUUAUAGAGAAUACGGCGAGCCUUUGAAGGUUGUCAAGAAGGAAGAGCAGAGCCUUAAGAAGCUCGAAGGUAACGAGGUUCUGAUCAAGAUGCUGGCUGCGCCUAUAAAUCCGGCCGAUAUUAAUAUGAUUCAGGGAACUUACGCGCUGAAACCCACGUUUCCGGCAAUCGGAGGUAACGAAGGAGUCGGGGAAGUAGUGGAGAUUGGUUCCAAUGUAAAGAAUUUAAAAGUAGGAUCGUGGAUAAUACCUUCCUUACCUGGUUGGGGCACGUGGAGAACGCAUGGAGUAUGUGUAGAAACGGGAUGUAUAGAGGUCGACAAUAAAAUUCCGUUAAUCGGUGCUGCCACUAUGGCCGUCAAUCCCUGCACGGCAUACAGAAUGUUAAAAGAUUUUGAGGAUUUAAAACCGGGAGAUUGGGUUAUACAGAAUGGUGGCAACAGCGGCGUCGGACAGGCCGUCAUACAGAUUGCUAAACAGCAAGGAAUACACACCAUUAAUGUAGUCAGACAACGUCCAAAUUUUAAUGAAGUGAAAGAAUAUCUGACCUCUCUAGGUGCUGAUUUCGUUCUUAACGAGGAAGAAAUAAGGUCGGCUUCGAUGAAAGACUUUUUCAAAUCUAUUCCCAAACCCAAAUUGGCAUUGAACUGCGUCGGCGGGAAGAGUGCCACGGACAUCAUGAGGCAUUUAGCGGACAAAGGCACCAUAGUGACUUACGGAGGAAUGUCCAAAGAACCAGUCACGGUUCCCACCAGCGUGCUAAUUUUCAAAGACAUAAAAGUCGUGGGAUACUGGAUGUCGCGUUGGACUAAAGAAAAUGCCGAAAGCGAAGAACGCAAGGCCAUGUAUAAAUACAUCUGCGAUCUUUUAAGAGACGAACGUCUCAAGGCUCCGAACUGUAAACUGGUACCCUACGACAACUUUGCAGACGGCAUCGGUGCAGCCAUGCAACCUUACGUCACUCAUAAACAGAUUCUAAUAAUGGACGAAAGUACAAGAAAAUAAUGCGAGGGUAAAUUUUAGUUUGAGAAUUUUUACUUUAAUCCGGCACCAAAACUAUGAAAAUAAAUAGAAUAUAAUGUAAAAUUUUUGUUACGAGAAAUUAAGAACAAUAUCCUUUACAUUGUUUUUAUAAAACUCUGAGUACAGAUAUAAUAAUAAUAAUAAAUAUACAGUUAAAUCAAGAUUAAAUUAAUUUCAAUACUUUAUGUAAGCAAAAUUAAUAAAAAUAUUUUAAGAACAAACCUUUUUUA